Calidris pugnax (ruff) is the source of this 1801-nucleotide messenger RNA. RefSeq names its product gasdermin A (gene GSDMA). The record is from RefSeq and is a predicted model, not a curated record. The transcript is spliced from 10 exons. Bases 333 to 1706 code for a protein of 457 amino acids. NCBI's taxonomy places the organism in Eukaryota, Metazoa, Chordata, Aves, Charadriiformes, Scolopacidae. Gene Ontology annotation, biological process: defense response to bacterium; pyroptotic inflammatory response. Gene Ontology annotation, molecular function: phosphatidylinositol-4,5-bisphosphate binding; phosphatidylserine binding; phosphatidylinositol-4-phosphate binding.
UAAACAAAUCUGACAGGAAUGACACAUCAGUAGAACAAGUUACCCACAGCCACUGUAAUAAAUCACCGCAAGUUUUCUCAGGCCAAUGACUGAAACUUUCUGGAGAAAGAAUUAUGCAAACAACAGGCUUUUUGCACCCUAAACUAGCAAAUACUUCCGGAUCUCAGAACGGAAAGGUGGGGUCUCGCCACGUCUCAUUGCUUUACAGAGCUCAGAUCCCUUAAGAACCACAGCCGCCUUAUCUGGACCUUGCCACGACCAUAGAGGAGAAGCCACUGACUCCACAAACAGGCACUUCGCUUGGGUUCAAAAAGUCAUCCAGCUGCAGCAGAAUGUUUAAGAAAGUCCCCCGAUCCAUAGUCAAGCAAGUGGAAUCAGGAGCAGACCUGGUCCCAGUUCCCAACAUCUUAGACCAUAAGCAUUUCAGACCCCUCAGACUAGUGAUGAGACCAGAGGAAAAAUGGUUCUGUCGAUCUCCCCCCUACAAAAGGACAUUUUACAGCCUUGAAGACGUGCUGCUGCCUGGAGGAGAUGAUAAAAGCACAGAGCCCCUCUUUCUCAAAGGAGGCAGCCAAGGUUCAGCACAAUUUACGGUCACAAAAAGGGUCAGUGACAAGGUUGAUGGGAAUGUAAGCGCUUCUGUUGAACGCGUCGGCGGAGAGGUGAAUGCAGGCAUCUCCUUGUCCAAAGAGUGGUCCAUCAAGCUGGAGAAGAAAGAAAUACCAGUAGAAGAACUUGAGGCACUGCCUACAAAAAGAAAAAUAAAUAUGAAUCACCCCCUCAUUCAACAACUACAGAAAACAAAAUGGCGUUUAUACGUGAUUUAUGAAACAAUAGAAGCCUCAGAAGAGACCACAUACAAGGAAUCUGCAGAGGCGGGGGGGGGCGCGAUGGCCCGGUUUUACGCCACGCUCUGUGUCAAGGGCAGCAAAGACAACAAAGAAAGCAUUACUAUACCUAAAGGCUGCACCCUGGGAUUCCGGGUAAUCCCGCUGCGUGUUGAAAAUGGAUCAUGGGAUGUUGAGAUUUUCUCAAUGAGAGCUCAAGAGGAAUUCCUGUUCGUCUCUGAUGGUUUCUCAAGAGGAGAAUUAAGAAGACUGGAGGCAGAAGUUGAAAAUAAUUGUCAAAUUCUCCCCAAGCUCUCUCUUAAUGUGUCCAUCAAACUUUUAGAAGCCAUCAAAGCCGUGAUGGGAGACACAAAUCUCUUUCGAGAAUUGAGCCAGAAAAUGGAGGCAGUGCUUUGUGGAACUGAUAAUUGUGAGCUGAAAACAGAAAGCCCCAAAUUAAAAGACCUGCUGGACAUCCUACGGAAUUCCUCAAGACAACUUCUCCUUCAGAUGGCAGAAGCCAUUGCCUACAUUCUUGAGGCAUUAGAUGAGCUAACAGAGGAUCAGCUGCUGCUACUGCUGACGUCCUUGGAAGAGAAGAUUGUGCCCCAACAGCUCAACCUGGUUAAGAGCAUCUUGGAACACGACAUAGAAAAUGAGAAGAGUUUCAGCGUGGACGCCAGGUUGCUCUCCUUCUCGCAAGAGAAAGAACAAGAACUGACCCUCGCAAUGAUUGAGAUGAGCGGAGCGACGCUCCGGAAAGACGGAUCUGUUGUCUGUAAGGAAGAUGCCUUCUUGGCCAUAGCAGCCCUGUGCGUGUCUCUGUACGUCCUCAAUCUUCUGAGUAAACAGACUGGGCUACGUGUGGCCUCCCAUUAAGAAUGGCUUAAAGGGAAUCACUUGACAAGUCCGUUACUGCAAGACAGCUUCUCUCUCUAAACCUUACCCCCCCAAAGGUGAGGUAUUCCUUAUUA